Molecule: messenger RNA, 1956 nt
Organism: Heteronotia binoei (common prickly gecko)
Lineage: Eukaryota; Metazoa; Chordata; Lepidosauria; Squamata; Gekkonidae
Product: zinc finger protein 658B-like
Exons: 2
Biological process (GO): regulation of transcription by RNA polymerase II
Molecular function (GO): DNA-binding transcription factor activity, RNA polymerase II-specific; RNA polymerase II cis-regulatory region sequence-specific DNA binding
Source: RefSeq, a predicted model, not a curated record
GAGGAGGUGUCCGUCUUUUUCACGGAGGCAGAGUGGGCCCUGUUGAAUCCGGGACAAAGAGCUCUGUACAGGGAAGUCAUGCUGGAGAACUAUGGGAACGUGGCCUCAGUGUGUGGAAAGAGAUUCAGUCAGAGUGGACAUCUUCAAAAGCACCAGAGAACCCACACAGGGGAGAAGCCUUUUGAAUGCUCAGUGUGUGGAAAGAGAUUCAGUCAGAGUGGACAUCUUCAAACGCAUCAGAGAACCCACACAGGGGAGAAGCCUUUUGAAUGCUCAGUGUGUGGAAAGAGAUUCAUUGAGAGUGGCAGUCUUCAAAAGCAUCAGAGAACCCACACAGGGGAGAAGCCUUUUGAAUGCUCAGUGUGUGGAAAGAGAUUCAGUCAGAAUGGCAAUCUUCAAGAGCAUCAGAGAACCCACACAGGGGAGAAGCCUUUUGAAUGCUCAGUGUGUGGAAAGAGAUUCAGUCGGAGUGACAGUCUUCAAGAGCAUCAGAGAACCCACACAGGGGAGAAGCCUUUUGAAUGCUCAGUGUGUGGAAAGAGAUUCAGUAUGAGUAGACAUCUUAAAACGCAUCAGAGAACCCACACAGGAGAGAAGCCCUUUGAAUGCUCAGUGUGUGGAAAGAGAUUCAUUACGAGUGAUCGUCUUCAAACACAUCAGAGAAGCCACACAGGGGAGAAGCCUUUUAAAUGCUCAGUGUGUGGAAAGAGAUUCAGUCAGAAUGGCAGUCUUCAAAGGCAUCAGAGAACCCACACAGGGGAGAAGCCUUUUGAAUGCUCAGUGUGUGGAAAGAGAUUCAGUUACAAUGGCAGUCUUCAAACGCAUCAGAGAACCCACACAGGGGAGAAGCCUUUUGAAUGCUCAGUUUGUGGAAACAGAUUCAGUCACAAUGGCAGCCUUCAAACGCAUCAGAGCACCCACACAGGGGAGAAGCCUUUUGAAUGCUUAGUGUGUGGAAAGAGAUUCAGUAUGAGUGGAUAUCUUCAAACGCAUCAGAGAACCCACACAGGGGAGAAGCCUUUUGAAUGCUCAGUGUGUGGAAAGAGAUUCAGUGAGAAUGGCAGUCUUCAAAGGCAUCAGAGAACGCACACAGGGGAGAAGCCUUUUGAAUGCUCGGAGUGUGGAAAGAGAUUCAGUGAGAGUGGCAGUCUUCAAAAGCAUCAGAGAAACCACAAAGGAGAGAAGCCUUUUGAAUGCUCAGUGCGUGGAAAGAGAUUCAGUGAGAGUGGCCAUCUUCAAAUGCAUCAGAGAACCCACACAGGGGAGAAGCCUUUUGAAUGCUCAGUGUGUGGAAAGAGAUUCAGUAGGAGUGGACAUCUUCAAACGCAUCAGAGAACGCACACAGGGGAGAAGCCUUUUGAAUGCUCAGUGUGUGGAAAGAGAUUCAGUCAGAGUGGACAUCUUCAAACGCAUCAGAGAACCCACACAGGGGAGAAGCCUUUUGAAUGCUCAGUGUGUGGAAAGAGAUUCAUUGAGAGUGGCAGUCUUCAAAAGCAUCAGAGAACCCACACAGGGGAGAAGCCUUUUGAAUGCUCAGUGUGUGGAAAGAGAUUCAUUACGAGUGAUCGUCUUCAAACACAUCAGAGAACCCACACAGGGGAGAAGCCUUUUGAAUGCUCAGUGUGUGGAAAGAGAUUCAUUACGAGUGAUCGUCUUCAAACACAUCAGAGAACCCACACAGGGGAGAAGCCUUUUGAAUGCUCAGUGUGUGGAAAGAGAUUCAUUACGAGUGAUCAUCUUCAAACACAUCAGAGAACCCACACAGGGGAGAAGCCUUUUAAAUGCUCGGAGUGUGGAAAGAGAUUCAGUCGGAGUAGCACUCUUAAACUGCACCAGAGAACCCACACAGGGGAGAAGCCUUUUGAAUGUUCAGAGUGUGGAAAGAGAUUCACUAGAAAAGGCCAUCUUCAGUAUCAUGAGAGAACUCAUGCACGAGAGAAGCAUAAUCCUCUUUAA